AUGUGUAUCAACAUCUUCAAUUGCCUGCGUUUCUUCUGCUUGGAAGUUUACAUUGCCGUGGGCUUACCAGUUAGCAUUUGGCGGGUGAUUGGAGAUAGAGCUUUUGCUGCUACACCUUGUUUAGUAUCUGUGAUUCGGUUGCUUUGCAUUCCAGACGGUGCCAGUGACCUCUGCUUGUCGUGUUUUCCAGCUGCCCCUGCGAAGGCCAAGCCAGCCGAAGCUCCUGCUGCUGCAGCCCCGAAAGCAGAGCCUCCAGCCGCAGCAGUUCCUCCUCCCGCCGCGGCGUCCAUACCCACUCAGAUGCCUCCAGUGCCCUCGCCUUCACAGCCUCUUGUUAGCAAGCCAGUGUCUGCAGUGAAACCCACUCCUGCCCCGCCAGUAGCUGAGCCAGGAGCCGGCAAGGGUCUGCGUUCAGAACAUCGGGAGAAAAUGAACAGGAUGCGGCAGCGCAUCGCCCAGCGUCUGAAGGAGGCCCAGAACACGUGUGCGAUGCUCACUACUUUCAAUGAGAUCGACAUGAGUAACAUCCAAGAGAUGAGGGCUCGGCACAAAGAUGCUUUUCUGAAGAAACAUAACAUCAAACUAGGUUUCAUGUCGGCAUUCGUGAAGGCCUCAGCCUUUGCCUUGCAGGAGCAGCCUGUGGUCAAUGCAGUGAUUGAUGACACAACCAAAGAAGUGGUGUAUAGGGAUUAUAUUGACAUCAGUGUCGCCGUGGCCACCCCACGGGGUCUGGUGGUUCCUGUUAUCAGGAACGUGGAAGCUAUGAAUUACGCAGAUAUAGAGCGAACCAUCAGCGAACUGGGAGAAAAGGCCCGAAAGAAUGAACUUGCCAUUGAAGAUAUGGAUGGUGGUACUUUCACCAUUAGCAACGGAGGUGUUUUCGGCUCGCUCUUUGGAACGCCCAUCAUCAACCCCCCUCAGUCGGCCAUUCUGGGCAUGCACGGCAUCUUUGAUAGGCCAGUGGCUGUGGGGGGCAAGGUGGAGGUGCGGCCCAUGAUGUACGUGGCACUGACCUAUGAUCAUCGGCUGAUCGACGGCAGAGAGGCAGUAACUUUUCUCCGCAAAAUCAAGGCAGCGGUAGAGGAUCCCAGAGUCCUCCUACUGGACCUUUAGGAGGAAGCCACAUACCCUACACACCAACCAUGCAGGAACUGACCACCAAUCUUCUCCCUGUCCCCUCAUGGGUUCCAGGCUAGCCUGGUGCCAGGCACAUGUUGUUGGCCUCCAGCAAGGAAACCAGGGCACUACGUAACCAGCAGCCACAGUUCUUUUCUUGGUAUUCUGCCAGGCUCUCCCCUCUCUGCACCCUUCUCGUACACUCGAACAUCUUCUUGAGGCUUGAGGGAGAGAGAGCCUUAGUGGAUGCUCAUUAAUAUUCCUGCCUUUCUCCCAUUCGUCUUUUGCAGAGAUGAUUUUGCUUCUCUCCUGGGCCAGUAUUCAAUAGGGAAACCACUGGGGACCAUGUGAUCAAGUUUGUAUCUUUUGAAAGUCUAUUCUCCAGAGCCUCCUUAGGAGGGUGUGGUGUCUCCCAGGCUCACAGCAGCCUCUGGCCCGGCUGUGCACAUUCUCACUUGAUUGCACCUGUAUGGAGGUAUUGACUGCAGGCCAAGAGGUGCUGCUUGCCGCGUAAAUAACAGUUCAUUCUGCGCUGCCAUGGACUUCAGGAUGCCUCUUCUACCUCGUCCAGGAAGCACAGGCCAGGGGGUCUGGGGGGGAGGGGGGAGGUAGUUGGGGGGGGCAGAGUCCCCUCCGAGGUGGUAUGUUUUAGACAAGACAGGAGCAGAGCCCACCCUCUCAGUCACGGCUCCAUUUUGGCACAGUAACACACAGCCGUGGUUGUGCCAACCUUUCUGGGCUGCUUGGAACCAUUCUAGCACAUCGCUGUCGUUUAGAGCAGAUUCUAGCACAUCAUGGCAGCGGGACAGGGCAUGGUCCCAAGGGCUGGAGGCUGGUGAGAUUGGGGUGAGGGGGCUUCCUGUGGACUGGCUCAGAUUGAUUUGAGCUUUUUACAUGCCAUUGGCGUAAGCACUCGGACUGAAGGGGCAGCUCUGUUUCUCUGUGCAUCGUGGCCCUUGAGGGAGUGGGGUGUCAGGGAGGAUGGACCCUGGUGGAAACCAGCCCCAAGAUGCUACUAUACAGCGGGGAUGAUGGGCAGUGUCGCCUGAGGUGGUGUUGCCAGAUGGGUCUGGGCACAAUCAUUGGAAUUGCUUGGAGCAAGUUUAAAUACACACAUCUUGUCGUGAAA
Molecule: messenger RNA, 2245 nt
Organism: Leptonychotes weddellii (Weddell seal)
Lineage: Eukaryota; Metazoa; Chordata; Mammalia; Carnivora; Phocidae
Source: RefSeq, a predicted model, not a curated record